AUUCAAUUCACCUGCCUUUUAUCUGAAAACUUUAAGAUAUAUGGAUUCCUGUUAUCAAGGUUUUGAAUGCUUGUCUUACCUUCACCCUAAUAUUGUCAUUUGGUAUCCGACGAGCUAACGUACACGGAGUUUUCAUAUAUAGAAAUGAACAACUUGACAGAUCUCUACGGAAGUCAGGAUGAGAAAAGUCACAUAUGGGGAUCAAGCUUUCUGAACCUGGACAAUGGUAACAGCUGGCAGACUGUUGGAACUCAGUAUCCCGAUCCCGACUCAGAAGACGAGGGUGAAGUUGAGGACGAGGAAUGGGAAAGGAAACACCUCCGAUAUGGCUGGGGGAAAUUUACACCAGACUGCCUCCAGGUCUUCAACUCCAUCCGGUGGUACGUAUUCUUCACCUGUGUGUUCAGCUUGUUCCAGGGAUACCUCGUCAAUGGCGUCAUCAACGCCAUCAUUUCCACGCUGGAGAAGAGAUUCGAGCUUCCCAGCUCUAAGUCCGGUCUCAUCGUUAGUUCUAACGACUUCAUCGCCUUCUUCUUAGUGUUGUUCAUCAGUUUCUAUGGCGGAGAGAGACACAAGCCUCGGUUGAUCGGGCUCGGUAUCAUCACGCUCGGAAUCGGCUCCUUCAUAUUUUCAUUACCCCACUUCUUCACAGGAUUAUACAGCGUGUCAGGAGAUGCUGAUGAUUUCGAGAACGUUUGUUACGCGAACGCCACAAGUACGCCGUGUUUAGAGACCAACACUGAAUCCAAUGUUCAGAACUACCUAUAUGUGUUCAUGCUGGCCAACGCCCUCCACGGCGCCGGAUCCACCCCCAUGUUUACUCUGGGCACAACCUACAUCGACAACAACACGAAAGCCAAGAACACUUCCUUUUACUUAGGACUCAUAUAUGCAGCGGCCUCUGUGGGCGUGGCGGCGGGAUACAUGCUUGGUGCUCAGACAUUGUCUAUUUACACAGAUUUUGAUAAAGUAAAUCCCGAAGAUCUAAACUUGACACCGAUUGACCCUCGCUGGGUUGGGGCGUGGUGGAUCAACUUCCUCAUCGUGGGUUCCGUAAUGAUGCUGAUAACUGUUCCUGUUCUUGGAUUUCCUAAACGACUUCCUGGAAGCAGGAAGCUUUUGGAAGAGCGGGAGGAAGAGGCGUACGUUUCGGCGAAGACCGAAGAUGAAGACCCUACACAGAGACCCGGAUGGAGGGAUUUCCCACGGAUGUUGGUGGCGCUGAUAAUGAACCCAACUUUCCUGUUCCUUGCCCAGGCAACUUGUACAGAGGGGAUGAUCGUCAGUGGAAUAGCUGCCUUUGGAGCCAAGUUUUUCCAGGAAAAAUUCAAUUUACCAGCUCCUUUUGCUGGACUUCUGAUGGGAAUUGUGACAGUUCCAGGCGCUGGAGGAGGAAUGCUGUUGGGAGGAUUGUUGGUAAAGAAGCUCAAAUUGAAAGUGAGGGGGAUCAUAAGAAUGGACCUUACUGUGGCUAUCAUUGCUUUAAUCUUUGGGUGUUUAUUCUUUAUCCAAUGCCCCAAAAUGCAAAUGGCUGGUGUAACCUCAGAAUAUAUUACCAAAGGAGAAUUUGGAGAUGUCGAGAGUAACUUAACAGGUUCCUGCAAUGCCGCGUGCCAUUGUUCAUCCAUUUUCUAUGAACCAGUGUGUGGUAUGGACGGACAGGUCUACUUUUCCCCUUGUCAUGCAGGAUGUAGACUUAAUUACAAGUGGAUGGACGGCCCUAUGGGUAAAUUUAAGGCUUAUAUGGACUGUACCUGUAUUCAAAACAGCUUUAUGUAUGCAGCGAUGAUGGAGAACAAGACGAGAGAAGCAGCAGAAACUACAACCAUUUCAGUGACGUCAUCUACCGUAAUAUCCAAUCAAACGAACGCUACAGCCAUGCCAAACGCCUUCCAGGGAAUCUGUCCCGGCGACUGCAAGCUGAUCUGGGUCGUUGUUCCGUUGCUAUUUAUAGGCAUGCUGAUGACGUUUACCACCGUCUCACCGACACAAACAGCGACUUUAAGAUGCGUGGCACCUAAACAGAAAACUCUUGCAAUCGGGGUGCAGUGGCUCUUUCUCAGACUCUUAGGAACAACUCCUGGUCCAUUAAUUCUUGGAUCUAUCAUCGAUAGCGCAUGCCAAGUGUGGCAGGAAGUGUGCGGAGAAACCGGAAGUUGUUGGGUGUACAAGAAGACAGACAUGGGCGUUAAAAUGUUUAUCUGGUGGUGUCUCACUAAGUUCCUGAGUGUUUUGUUUUAUUUCUGUGCUCAGUACUUUUACAAACCACCGGUGAAAUCUUUUUCCGACGACGAAGAUGAAAAACCGUCCAUUAAGCCUUACGAAUUUGUUGACGCUAAAGAAAGUGUUAUAUAAAUACCAUGUACAGAAUAUUACAGACUUUUUUAAUGGAGCAGCUAUCUAACAAAUUAAAAACUCAAUUGUAUUAUCAAAGACGAUUGAUGAAACCAUCGCAUUCUUUUUGUUAUAUCUUUAAUUCAAUGCCAAAAUUAUGAAUCGCCGUUGUCUUAGAGCAAGUACUCUAAAUUUAAUUACUGUUUAUGUUAUAAUAUAACAUUUUAUAUAUAAUAUUUGUUUAUUGUUCGGUUCAUUGUGUCUUUUAAACUUUAAUAUCAUUUUUGAAAUUGAAACUCGCAUAGUGUAUGUGCCAUUUUGGAAUAUAAGUCAUCAUUACG
Magallana angulata is the source of this 2675-nucleotide messenger RNA. Its product is annotated as solute carrier organic anion transporter family member 4A1-like. Gene Ontology annotation, cellular component: membrane. Gene Ontology annotation, biological process: transmembrane transport; sodium-independent organic anion transport. Gene Ontology annotation, molecular function: protein binding. The transcript has 13 exons. Lineage: Eukaryota; Metazoa; Mollusca; Bivalvia; Ostreida; Ostreidae. Bases 145 to 2355 code for a protein of 736 amino acids. The record is from RefSeq and is a predicted model, not a curated record.